Molecule: messenger RNA, 3816 nt
Organism: Porites evermanni
Lineage: Eukaryota; Metazoa; Cnidaria; Anthozoa; Scleractinia; Poritidae
Source: the annotation of a GenBank genome assembly
AUGCAGAUCGCGGACAAGAAGCAAGGUGAGAAACCAGGGUAUUUCUGACGUGUAAUUUCGUAUGAAAGCGGGUAUUUGCGAUGACUGCGACUGUGGAAACAUAUUGACUGACGUCCUCUUUCAGGCCCAGCUGGCAAGGACGGUAACACAAGCUGGCACAAACAGCUGACUCAAAGGUAUAUGCUGGACAAAAUACUUUUGAGGGGAUCGUUCUGGUAGUUCCAGCCUUUCAUCAAAACUGUCAUUGACAGGGGUUCUCCGCCCAUUCGUUGAUGUUUAUCCUUAGUUUACAAAAAUACAAAUUUAAACAUUGCUGGCUUUAAUUUUUCUUGUGCUUAAUUUCACCUAUUGCUUCCCACCUUAAAAAGCUCUUUUAUUUUGCCUUAGUUUGAAUGAAGUUCAACCCAAGGCAGGCAGCCUUAAGUCCCUUUUACUUCCCCCCAUCAUGUAAACUAGUCUUAGAGACUUUAGAAUUUGUUUAUCAUAAAAUGUUACUAACCUAUAUGAAUUGUUUUGCUCUGUUAUAUUGACAUUAUUUUUUUGCUGCCCCUGAAGACAGACAUUAAGGGACCCUUGCUAUUUUUUACUUAUUAAGGGCGCCUUUCUAUUUUUUUCGCAACGAACCUGUCCACUAUAAAAAAUAUGUGAAUCAUUGUUUUGGAUGUACUUGUUUUCAUCUGAUAUUUAACACCCCCCCCCCCACCUGUUUCAUCCUGCUUCCUUCUCUUUGGCGCGCCCUUCCCUACUGAUGUAAAUACCUCCGUGAAACCAGUUAAAAUCAUUGUAAUUAUUCUCUACAGACUAUGUGGGAAGAGUGAGAGAAUAUAUUUUUUUAAGAGGCGGAGAGGUGGAAGCCGGGCGAUGUAUGGCAACAUUGUAGUGGCUCCAUUUGAAGGUGUGAGGGAGCCGAUUUAGAUUGGAGGUGCCAAAUACCCUUUUAACCCCUGAAAGAAACAAAUAGGGCCCUAGUCAAUCUGUCUACUCUGCAACAAGUCAGUUGAGAACAUGGAACAUCUGAGUGGAUUGCCAUUUCCUGGUUUGUUGUGACAAAAGUGAAGCAGAACAUAUCGGACCGAGGACGAAGGAACCUGGUAUAAUAACAACAGAUACUGCAAAUCCUUUAUGAAGUCUCCCCCGCUGUGGACUUAUUUAUUGAAGGCAUGUUUGAGGGGGGGCGGGGGGGGGGCUUAAUUAAUACAGGGAAGGGUGGUAUCAAUGCUUCAUAAGUACAGCCGAACCUCCACGUGCGACCACCUUCAAUAAGCGACCACCUUCCCAAAACGUGACAAAUAUUCUCAGUCAAAGCCUUAUACUGGAACCUCUCAUAAACGGCUACCUCCCGUAAGCGACCGCGACCACUUUUUCGACAGACAGUUUUAGAAUUGUAUAUUAUUUUCAAUCUCCGGAAAGCGACCACCUGACACAUGGUCUUACUAAAUAGUGAAGUACAUUGUAAAAAUGGACAAAAAUGAAUUUAUUCUUUGGCUCUCAUUAUUGCCACAUCUAUUACAGGGUGUUAUUUUUUCGAUCUAUAACUACAAUAUUAACCAUUACCCUUGAGAAAGAGACUCAGAUUUCCAGGUUUCAGUUCAAGAAGUUAACUUUUUGUUCUUUAGACGUUUUAGAGACAUUUCUGUCCAAGACGUCGUACAUGUCAAGCAAAAUUUUUUAACCAAAAAUUUAUCACGCGCGUUAUCUAAUUAUAAGAGCACUUUCGUAAAUGAACUGUCACAUAGAAUAACAAACGAUUUUGUCUAUAAAACUACCAGUAAUUGGCAGGGGAAAGUAAACUUUCAUUAUUUUUUUAGAAUAAGUAUACCAUUCUAUUCUAGUUUGACUUAAAAAUUUCGCCCUUGUAGUCCGACUCUCGUAAGCGACCACCAAGCCUUUGCAUUUUGGGUGGUCGCUUACGGGAGGUUCGACUGUAUUAGAGCACAAAGUGGAAAAGCUCAGGUACACGGCCUGCAGUCAAAGAUGAAAAACAAAUGUAAACUUCCAGCACGUGAAUAAACCAUACUGGAUAAGUCCACAUGCCGCAUGAAGUGUUGCAGUAGUGAUUGAUUAAUACAGUCUGUUCUUUAAGGACGAGGGAGGAGGAGAGGGAGAGUUUAAACAAGAGGGGUUUAAUCACCUUCUCCUGAAAAAAAAAGGCGGGGGGAGGAUGUAAUCGAGAAAGGCGGCUUUGUAGAUUAUUUAAGGUAUUUAACAAAGUUUGAACCAUUAGACAGCAAGUUUUUGUUUAAAUUUUUGCCUGAUGCCGAAAAUCCCUGAGAAGCUAGAGGGUGACCCGAGGGUGACCCCUGAAAUAUCCUUUGUGUAAGAGUGCUUUUAAUGCUCUUGUAGUCUCUAGACUGCUGUCAGCUGACAUCAAGUGAAUAUGUUCAACCAGUAUGUAACUGGAAAGCCAAAGCAAGUUGUGGAACAUUAUCUUCUGAUUGGGAAAGAAGAUGCUUAUCAGAGAGCCAGGUCUGUAUUGCAGGAAAGGUAUGGAAACUGUAAUGUUUUGAUUACAGUAUUUAUUAACUAGUUGGAGAAGUGGCCUAAGAUAGGACCCAGGAUGCCAGUGCCUUUCGGGAGUUCUCAGAUAUGUUAGAUAAGGUCUUGGCAGCCAAGAACAACAUCCUAGGACUUUCUGUACUGGACUAUACAAAGGGGAUUGUAAAGUUAUCAUCCAAAUUACCCUACUACAUUGAUAACAAGUGGAAAGAUGCAAUUAAAUAAUGUAGGCAAACCCAUGGUGAAGCCAGUUACCCUACCUUUCUUAAGUCUGCGGAUUUCCUCAGAGAAGCAGCAGAGAAGGCAAACAUUCCACAGUUAGAAGGCCUCUUCACGUCCACCAGUCCAAGAUUUAACAGAAAACCGAAGCCGAAACCAGAGAACGAGAAGGGAAGGUAAGAGUGGUGUUUGACUGUUCGGCCCAGUUUAACGGAGUCAGCCUCAAUGACUAGUUGCUGACUUUGUGAACGAUCUGUUGGGUAUGUUUGGUUGUUUUCGCAAGGAAGACGUUGUAUUAAUGACGGACAUCAAAAGCAUGCUCCAUCAGUUGGUGGUUGCUGAAGAACACAGAGACCUGUUACGUUUUCUUUGGCGGUUUGAUGGGCAUCCAUCGAAGGAAGUAAUCGAUUAUCGUAUGUAGGUUCACUUGUUUGGUGUCAGCAGUUUCCCACGUUGAGCGAACUUUGGGCUUAGGCGAGCAGUUGACGAUAGUGAGGAAGAUUUCGGUACAGAUGCUGUACCGGAAUUCUACGUAGAUGAUGGACUAAACUCUGUAUCAACGGUACCCGAAUCCAUCCAGUUAAUCAAGGCCAGUCAAGCAAUUUAUAGCAAGGUUGUCUCAGAUUACAUAAAAUAGUCUCCAACAAGAAAGAAGUUCUCGAAGCCUUCCCAGUUGAUGACCACUCAAAGGAAAUUUAAGAACUAAACUUAGCUAGGUGUGAUGUGGUGCGCGGAAAGUGACAGUUUCCGGUUCCGGAUUGAACUUCAUGAUCGCCCUUUAACUCGAAGAGGUGUAUUGUCCACUAUUGGCCCAAUCUUGAUCCUAAUGGGAACCUGGCCCCUGUUACACUCUUCUUCAGCACAUGUACAAAGACAAUUUGGAUAGGGAAAGCCCCGUUCCAGAAUACCUACACCCACAGUGGGAAAAGUGGCGGCGAGAAAUUGUGUAGUUGGAGAAACUGGAGAUUCAGCGAUGUUCAAGCUAGACAACUUUGGCCAGGUGAAAGCAGUGGAGGUCCACUAUUUUCAGACCUCGUCUGGAAUUUAGAUUCAGGUUAUUCCACAUGCGGCUCGUCUCCUUUCAACGUUGCACUGUUUUAA